Sinocyclocheilus grahami is the source of this 2910-nucleotide messenger RNA. RefSeq lists its product as uncharacterized. The transcript is spliced from 19 exons. The record is from RefSeq and is a predicted model, not a curated record. Gene Ontology annotation, biological process: synaptonemal complex assembly. Gene Ontology annotation, cellular component: synaptonemal complex. Bases 1 to 2727 code for a protein of 908 amino acids. NCBI's taxonomy places the organism in Eukaryota, Metazoa, Chordata, Actinopteri, Cypriniformes, Cyprinidae.
AUGGUGGUGGCAAAGAAAUCUCAUCAUGCACAUGGGUGGACGUCUGAUACAGACCUGACUCUUUUGGCUCGCCCUCUAAUGGAUAUCGCAAAAAAGGUUGAAAAGAAGGAGGGAACAGGUGAUAUACAGGUUCUGAGUGUGUAUGAAGUCAUCUACAAGGAGAUGGCAUCAUUGCCUGUCCCUGAUGCUUUUGCUCAGAUGAAGAAGAUCAAGGAUCAGCGAAACCCUAAUGCACCUAAUUUGCUUGUUCAUAACAGCCCGUCUGAAGGUAAAGAAACCGGUGCUCAAGAGCAGCAAGAGUCUGACAAUAUGAAUGGGACUGCACAACUUCCAACUUUAGGAAGUUUGGUCUCAACACAGUGUGUAUCUACGACACCAUCGAGGUCAAAGCGUUCAAGUAUGAUUGAACCCCAACAAGUCUCAACCAAUCCAACACCAAAUCCAUCUCUCCAUAGAACUGCAGGUCCUGUCAAACCAUUAUUCACAUGCCAGGAUGCAUCUACACCUCAGAGUCUAGUGAAUUCUCGUGUUUCAUCUAGAAUACCUUUUCUAGAAAGCUCCCCUGCUCCAGUCCUCAGCCAACACAUAAAUCAGCAUCAAUCAAUCCCAGGCAGAAGCCUUCAAAGAUAUAUAAUGCCAUCUGAAAACCAGUGUUUUACUGAAGCAAGGACAAUCUCUGUUGUAAGACCACGAAGACAGUGUAUCCCCAUCAGAAUUUUUUGCCAGAAUGACAUUGUGCAUGCUGGUGAAGAUGAUGGGAACAAUUCUGUCCAGUCAUUUGGAGUCAGCAUUGAAUCACAUCCAAUGCACCUGGCCCAAACCACUCCAUAUGAAAUCCAGCUGCAAACACCAUCUCUUUCAGUGAGCCACAUGGUACCAGAGUUAACCCAGGAUCUAACAAACAGGCAUGGAUUUUUCAGGAUUGAAAGGUCACCUGAUAGUCCAGAGCCUGUUAGAGAUGUGGAGAUCGUUAUCAAGCAGAUCAGAACCCAAAUGCUAACAGAAACACCGGAACAGGCUACAACGCAUGAUUUAAGUCCGUUCCAUAAUGAGUCUAAUUUACAAGAACCAAUCAACAUUGGCUGGGAAGCACAUGAGGAGCCUCAAUCAGACACCUUAGCAGAAGAAAACACCUUUGUGUUCUCACAAAGUCCAAUUUCCCAGUCUCCUCUUACUCGGACUCAAAGUCCUUCUGAUCAGUUUCAAUCAAUAGAAGAUUUUCUAGAAAACUACAAUGGUCGAAAGCCUCUUAUCGGUCUACAAGCUGUUAUUAAGUGCCAGAGCGUGGAUGGGAAUCCACCUCCAUGCUGUUACCUGUGUCAGCUGUGCUCUUUGAAGCUGAAGAAGAAAAAAAUAUUCAGCCAUCUGACUGGCUGUGAUCACCAGCGAAACUACUUAAAAGCUCUCCAUCCACAGCUCUUGCCUAAAAAGCGUAAACACUGCAACACAAAUGAGAUGCUUGAGGAUAUUGCUAUCCAGCUGGAGAAAGAGGGUGGAAGAGGACAUAUAAAGGUGAUGAGGUUGUCUGCAUGUCUCAUAAGUGAGGUACUGGAAAAGGAUUAUCAUUGGUGCAUGAGGGUGUUGAACUGUGGAGCCGAGGUGGGGUGGAGAUCAGGUCUGUUGUCUUUCAAGGAAGGAACUAAAAACACUACAGGUCCCAGUCAUACUCUUAAACGGCCAGCAGAGUCUGUGCUGCCCCCUUCUGAUAACAACACCACUGGUCCCAGUCAGACUCUUAAACAUCCAGCAGAGUCUAUGCUGCCCCCUUCUGAUGCACGGGCUUUUAUAGCUCCUGCUGGAGCUCCAACCCAUCAGAUGUCCAAAAAAAUGAAGAAGGGUCAUCCUAAGAAAGUAGUAUGUACAAACAAAGUUAAGGAGCCUGUGUUUAAGGUAAGCCUGUCACUGCAGGAGGGACCUGUUAUCAUUGAGAGAACAUCUCUAAGAGAGACAACCACAGUGGCGCCUGAGAUCGAAGACCAAAGCCCUGCAUCCACAUGCGCAGACAAUGAUGCACUGCCUUUAGCGACUAACACGCAUUCUGAAGUUCAGAUGUGCUUUCACAGCUGUAUGUAUGAGGAACAGUUCACUAAUCCUGUUCAUUAUGCAUACUCAGGGCAGUUUGACCAGUCUCAAGUUAUUCAAUAUUUUGAGCCUUCUCUCAGACCUAGGGACUGUGGUCCAGUGGAUGAGGUGGUCACUGUCAGGUAUGCUGAUUGGCCGCUGCAGGACUCCAAAAAACACUUUGAAGAUGAAGUAAAGGAAACUAUGCUCCUCAGAUGUGCUAGGAAGGAGGAGGAAGAUGCAUUAACUGCUGAAGCCCUACAGUUGGAGGGAACACUGAAUGAAAAGGAAGAGUUAAACAGAUCUCUGCAGCUUAAAUGUGAGGACCUCCAGCUAGAGGCACAAAGGCAGCUUGAGCAGAACCAUCAGAAAGAGGAAGUAGUAAAGCAGUACUGCUUUCAGAUCCAGGAGACCAAACUUAAGCACAGAAAGAUUCGGAUGAAGUUUGAGAAUCAGCUUCAGCAAUUAAUGGAGCAGCAUAAAAACCUGUCCACCGUCUUUACUCCACAAAGACUUCCAGCAGAAAUACAGUCUGCAGAGUACACCACUGAGCAGCUGUUGAAGGCUGAACAACAGAAGCUGGAGCAGUUGACCAAGCUUCUGGACGGGUUAAGCCACACCCAGAAUGCAGAGAUGCACAUGGACACUUGUGAAAAAGCACCAUGAAUACCUCAAACUGAUUUUGCGAACUUAAGCUGAGUAUCUAAUACCUUCAAACAAAUAUGAAUUUUACAAAGAAGCAGCUUAUAUAUUCUUUUCCAUUCUGUUCCAUUGUCCUAAUUUAACUUGUUACCAACUGUAUUGUCAACAAAUGCUUGAACAAAUACUGUUUAAAACCUAAAUUAAACC